Cydia splendana is the source of this 2691-nucleotide messenger RNA. Its product is annotated as connectin-like. The coding region runs from base 146 to 1621 and encodes 491 amino acids. Gene Ontology annotation, molecular function: protein binding. The transcript is spliced from 3 exons. The record is from RefSeq and is a predicted model, not a curated record. Lineage: Eukaryota; Metazoa; Arthropoda; Insecta; Lepidoptera; Tortricidae.
UUCAUAAGAACUCCUUUACCGCGACGCUCAGUUGCUCCGCGGUCGCCACGGCGUUCGGUCGCGUCCACGUCUCUCGUUCCCGCGCUCGUGUAUCCACGUGAUUGUGAAACUGAUGUACGAUAAAGAUCGGCCGAUGUGAAAGAAGAUGGACCUUAAAUAUCUAAUCCUAAUGAUUGCCUUCGCGACAAUUGAAAUCAACGUUACAGAGAGCCGGCAAAAUGAUAAGCGGCGAUGGAAAUCCGAUAAGAGCGUUUAUUCACAAUACGUCAAUAUUUGCGACAUUCAAGAUCGGGGCUCCAAGGUACAUUGCUAUUGUGAGAGCACGAAGUUAAAGACGGCUACGAAAGCGGAUUGCUGGGUUUUUAAUGGCGGAAUCGCCGAAGAUGACCCAUUUUGGUCGAACUUUUAUUCCCAACCUAAAAUAGAAAGACUCACGUUUAAUGUGAGAGCUGACGGCGGGCUCACCUACAUACCUGCAAAGGUCAUAAUUCGACUAGAAAAGCUGCAGUAUUUCAACAUCCACUAUGCGAACAUAUCAUCUGUACCACCCUUCGCGUUCACUAACUCGUCGACAUUAAGAGAGAUAUCGCUGCCUAAAAACAAAAUAACGAAACUCGAGAGAAUGUCUUUCGCACAUUUGAUACUGUUGGCGAAUGUAAGUUUGAUGGAGAAUCAGAUUUCAGAGUUGGAACGGGACGUAUUCUACAUGCUACCGAACUUGCAGCGGCUGUACUUAUCAAAGAACACUAUAAGCGUUCUUCACGAAGGCUGCUUCAAGCAUCUCAACAAUUUGGUGAAAUUGGAGCUCGACAGUAAUUUGCUGACUGUAGUAAUCAGGGAGAACUUCCAAGGUCUAUCCAACUUGAUUACUCUUGACAUGAGGAACAACAAAUUGACGAUGAUAGGUGACUUGGCAUUUUCCGAACUUUGGGCCCUCCAGGAACUUUACCUGGACGGGAACGAAAUAGAAUUUAUAUCGGAGAGGGGUUUUGGUGGAUUGGCGCAACUGAGAAAACUUUAUUUGGCUGAUAAUAAGUUGGGAACAUUAGACGCCGGCGUUUUGGACGAUUUUCAGAAGUUGACUGUUUUGGAUUUGAGGAAUAACAAUUUGGAAACUCUAAAACAGGAGACUAUGCAAAGUGUCUUGGAGAACAUGAAGUCGAAUUAUGCCUUAAUCUCUCUUGACGGCAACAAGCUCACCUGCGACUGCCGUCUCCUCUGGCUUCACAAGCUCAAGAACGAAACCCGGAGUAAACGCGUAAAAGCCUCCCUCGAACGUCUCAGCUGCAUCAUGGACCUCAAACUCAAAACGGACCUCGGCAAAAAGAAAAACGACAUACCGAAAAACCCAACGUCAACACAUGACUACGACAAUGAUGAAUUUGACGAUGAUAAGUACGAUGAGACAAUGCAAGAUGACACUGUAGGUAAUAAAGUUGAAUACAGAAAACGGUUACUAGAAAUAUCAACAGAUAUGCUGCCUUGUCAUAAUAAAUUAAGUUAUGAAGCGUCUUAUUCGCCUCCGACGCAAGAUGAAGUGAAAUAUUACUAUUCAGCGUCGAGUAAUGUUGUUGCAGCAAUGACGGUACAUAUAUCAAUCUUUGUUAGUAUAGCAUUGUAAAUACGGGUAGUUAAUUUGUAAAUAAUUAAUGUGAUUUAUUAUAAAUAGACAUAAAGCGGUUGGUUGAUGUUUUUGACGACGGCAAAUGCAUUUCAGAUUUAUAAAGUUGUACUUUAGUUAUAUUUCCAGAUUUCGUUAUUAGGUAUGCUAUUUUCUACAUAGGUAAUAUAUUUUUUUCUACAAAAUAGUAAAUAACAUCACCCAGUCGCUAAUUACUGAUUUACUAAAUAUAAGAUAAUAUAAGCUUCGAAGUCUGUUUGAAUUUGUAAUAGUAACUUUAAGUUUACAAAUUACUCUAGAAUAUUUUAAAUGUAGGCAGAAUAAUUUCAUGUUUAUUUCGAAUUAAAUUAUGUUUGUACGAGUAUAUAAUCCACACAGGGCUACAAUUUUAAAUGUCAAUGUCGUCAUAUCAUUUGAGCUCUACAUGACACAAAUAGUUAACAAGUUUUAACACCACGGAAUUGAAAGUGACGGACACAGUUUUAUCACGCUGCUGUCACGUAUAGAUAACAACCAUCAUAUCCGUACUGGAGGCUUUAAAAAAUAAAAUCAUAUCAUAUCAUAUCAAUAAGAAAUGAAGUUGAUGUUGUUAAAACUUGAAUGUUCUUCCUAUGCUUCUAUUUGAAAUUUUGCUCCGCAAAAUGUUUAAAUCUAAGGAUUACGAAUACCAAACUAAUUCGCAAAUGAAUCUUGAAUAACAUAGCAUUUAUUAUCAUUACCACUACUUAGUAUUUCAAAAUCUCAGAGAGUUAGACCACCGAGUUAGGAGCAAUUUAUAUAAUUAAUUCGGCUCUGAUUCCACUGUUCUCUAAAGUAUACCAUUAUCUGAAUUCAUGAAUAAAAUUAGAAUCUAUUUUUGUUACCUAGAACGCUGUAAAUAAGUGGUUGGUGUAGCUGCUAGAACGAUUCAUUCCAAGUAUUUUCAUAAGCUAGAAUAAUGAGCACUAACUUUGAGAUAAAACUUCUAUUUAGAGAGAUGAUUAUCACAAAAACUGAUUGUAUAUUCCAUCACAUAAAGGGAAACCUACUUGAAUGUCUGGAAAUUAUUUAAUACGCUUACCUAUUUUAGU